This is a messenger RNA of Rotaria socialis, 369 nucleotides long. The record is from the annotation of a GenBank genome assembly. Lineage: Eukaryota; Metazoa; Rotifera; Eurotatoria; Philodinida; Philodinidae.
AUGAAUACCAAGCAACAUCAAAUUCGUCCGAUAAUUAACAAUAUAAAUAUCAAUAAUUUGUCAAACCUAAGUGAUUUCAAACUUGAAGAAAUUGAUCAAGCAUCUGCAAAUCAAUUUUCUCCAUCAUUAUUAUCAACCGGUGUCUAUGAACACUCUGAAUCAGCGGAUGCGAAUAGCAUAAACAAUAGUCUAGUAGAUGCAUCGGUUGGAGCCAUAACAUCAAUAUCAAACUAUAGUGGAGAAAUUUUUCUUGAGUCUAAUCCACCUGAAUUGAUACGACGCCCAUCAGCUCAAGGUCCAAUUACUUAUCGGCAAAAUAUUUCAGUAAAUUUUCUUCAACCGCCAUCAGUGUUCCACCAUCAGAAGUAA